Hemiscyllium ocellatum (epaulette shark) is the source of this 2178-nucleotide messenger RNA. Its product is annotated as single-stranded DNA-binding protein 3. Gene Ontology annotation, molecular function: protein binding; single-stranded DNA binding. The transcript has 18 exons. The record is from RefSeq and is a predicted model, not a curated record. Gene Ontology annotation, cellular component: nucleus. Gene Ontology annotation, biological process: positive regulation of transcription by RNA polymerase II. The coding region runs from base 95 to 1354 and encodes 419 amino acids. Lineage: Eukaryota; Metazoa; Chordata; Chondrichthyes; Orectolobiformes; Hemiscylliidae.
CUGGGCUGCGUGCGCGGACGCGGCGAUGGGGUCGCCCCGGGUUUGAUGGUUUGACAGGUGCCCGACUGCCAGGCAGCUCCUUCCCCAAAAAAGCAUGUUCGCCAAAAGCAAAGGUUCGGCGGUGCCCUCGGACGGGCAAGCUCGAGAAAAGUUGGCUCUGUACGUGUACGAAUAUCUGCUUCAUGUCGGGGCACAGAAAUCCGCACAGACCUUCCUCUCAGAGAUACGAUGGGAGAAAAAUAUCACAUUAGGAGAACCUCCUGGGUUUUUACACUCCUGGUGGUGUGUAUUUUGGGACCUUUACUGUGCAGCUCCAGAAAGGCGAGACACGUGUGAACAUUCAAGUGAAGCGAAAGCCUUCCAUGAUUAUAGUGCAGCUGCAGCGCCAAGUCCUGUACUUGGAAACAUUCCUCCAAAUGAUGGGAUGCCAGGAGGCCCCAUUCCUCCAGGCUUCUUUCAGGGACCCCCAGGUUCUCAGCCCUCGCCACAUACACAGCCGCCUCCUCACAAUCCUAACAACAUGAUGGGACCCCACAAUCAGCCUUUUAUGUCACCGCGAUACGCAGGAGGUCCAAGGCCCCCUAUCAGAAUGGGAAGCCAGCCCCCAGGUGGUGUUCCAGGUGCACAGCCAUUGCUACCCAACACAUUGGAUCCCACGCGACAACAAGGGCACCCUGGUAUGGGUGGACCAAUGCAGAGAAUGAAUCCUCCCCCACGAGGAAUGGGCCCAAUGGGACAGCAGUCUGAUCCUUGGUUAUCAUUGCAGAACUAUGGCGGUUCAAUGAGACCUCCACCCAAUUCAAUAGGUCCAGGCAUGGCUGGGAUGAACAUGGGUCCAGGAGCUGGGCGACCAUGGCCUAAUCCUUCCAAUGCUAAUUCAAUUCCAUACUCCUCCUCAUCUCCUGGUACAUAUGGGGGGCCCCCUGGUGGUGGAGGUCCUCCAGGGACACCGAUAAUGCCAAGUCCAGCAGAUUCAACGAAUUCCAGUGACAACAUGUACACAAUGAUUAAUCCAGUGCCACCUGGAGGAAGCCGAUCAAAUUUCCCACUAGGGCCUGGUUCUGAAGGUCCAAUGGGUGGAAUGGGAGGAAUUGAGCCACAUCACAUGAAUGGAUCAUUAGGAUCAGGAGAUAUGGACGGUAUUCCUAAGAAUUCUCCCAACAACAUGAGCAGCAUUACUAAUCCUCCAGGCACUCCAAGGGAUGACGGUGAAUUAGGAGGCAAUUUUCUCCACUCCUUCCAAAAUGAUAAUGACCAGAAUGAUGAAACGGCUGCCCUCUGGAAGAUUAAAGAACGUAUGCAAGAAGCAGUUCAACGUGUUGACGAGGAACUGGGGGCAAAACCCCAAUUUUGAGUUUCACGCAAUAAAAAGGCUGAACUUCUUUUAUUCCAUAAACAUGAAGGACAAAAAAAAAUUCAAGACAUAAAAACCCUUCUCCUGGAAGGACUGUACGUUACACAUCGCAUCUUUUUGAAGCAAAGAAAAAAAAAUGUAAACGCCUCUAGCACCCGAACAGACCUCCUCUGCUUCAUCCUUUGAACCCGUGUAUUUUUGUGCUGAACUGAAUAAGGCGCUAGUCUAGGUAUAAGAUCCGAUGUUGUCCAUAUUGUAGCCAUUUUAUCUGGGACGUUUACACAAUGUGGUUUACUUUCGAAGACCUUUUUUUUUGGUGGCACAGAUUUUUUUUUCUUGCUUCUGUGAGCCCUCCUCUCCAGUUGCAAGGUGUUAAUCAGUGGCUUGUUCCAUACCUGUGUAGCUGAACGAUGAUUUGUGCAGUGGGUUGCAGAUUGAGAGGAUCGUAUAUCUUUUCCCCAACUCCCGCUAUUCUUCCUUCCCCGCGCCCACACGUACAUUCACACCUCGAAUCUGGAUUGGUUCAAUCCUCUUAACCUUUAUCGAUCCAGAGGAAAACUUUGUACGCAAGAAAGAGACAACUGCAGACACGUGAUUGAGAGGAUAAUAAACAGUUUUAGUGGCACUACAAUCGUGCUGGGAUCUCUGUACAGUUACACUACCUGUAGAUGGUCUUUUGUUUAAACCCACUUCUAUACAAUGUGUAUCAAGUUAUGUAAAAUAUUAUCUUGCCUGGACAACCCUUGUGCUGAUUCUUGAUAACAUUGUAGCUGUUCUGUGUUUCUUACCUUGUAGUCUGGUUAUAAAAAAGAAAAAAAAUUCUA